AUGGCCAGACCUUGGCAUAUGCCACUGAUUCUGCUGCUCAUUGUAACUCCAUUGACUAGCCCCAUACAAGACCAAAGCAGAUAUCAAUCAAUGAGAAUUUACCGAGAUAUCCCAAAAACCCAAAGUUAUAUGCCACAGGCCCUGAGAUUUGCCAUGAAGGAAUACAACCAAGCCAGUGAAGACACAAACAUCUAUAAAGCUGUACAAGUGAUCCAAGCUCAGGAGAAGGUUACAAGUGGUCUAUGUUACCGUAUGACUAUCAAGCUUGGUCGUACCAUCUGUAGAAAGUCUUUAACUGAUCAUGCUUAUUGUCCCAUUGAAGAAAACUCAAGCUGGAGAAAGUACAUCACCUGCUCUUUCGAGGUGUUUGCUCUACCUUGGUUAAACCAAUACAGUCUCAUGAACUCGAACUGCAGGGGUACCUAG
This is a messenger RNA of Vombatus ursinus (common wombat), 426 nucleotides long. RefSeq names its product cystatin-like. The record is from RefSeq and is a predicted model, not a curated record. The transcript is spliced from 3 exons. Lineage: Eukaryota; Metazoa; Chordata; Mammalia; Diprotodontia; Vombatidae. Gene Ontology annotation, molecular function: cysteine-type endopeptidase inhibitor activity. Gene Ontology annotation, cellular component: extracellular region; cytoplasm; cell surface. The coding region runs from base 1 to 426 and encodes 141 amino acids.